AUGAUGAACUCUACUCAGGUUCCAUAUUUCUCACUAACUGCCUACUUUGACACCGGGCUGUUUAAAUAUCUCUACUUCAUUAUUAUCAUGUGUUUGUAUGUGUUGAUCAUUAGUGCCAAUGUGUUGCUCAUCGUGGUUAUCUGUAGUAACAGAAGCUUACAUGAACCUAUGUACCUUUUCCUGUGCAGCCUGUUUGUAAAUGAACUGUAUGGUAGUACAGGGUUGUUUCCAUUCCUUCUGGUUCAGAUCCUCUCUGACAUUCACACUGUUGCUGCUCCGCUCUGCUUCCUGCAGAUCUUCUGCGUUUAUACGUACGCAAGUAUACAAUUUAGUAACUUAGCCGUCAUGUCUUAUGACCGAUAUCUGGCCAUCUGUUGUCCUCUACAAUAUAACACACGUAUGACACAUAACAAGGUUAUCACGUUUAUUGCUCUAACAUGGUUAUACCCUUUUAUUGCUAUUUAUAUUUUGAUAUCUCUGAGCGUCCCUCUCCAGCUGUGUGGGAACAUUAUUACCAAAGUCUACUGUGACAACUACUCUAUAGUUAAACUGGCCUGUUCUGACACCAGAGUCAAUAACAUCUAUGGGAUUGUUUACACUUUUACAACAGUUAUUCUUGUACUUUUAAUCUUCUACACGUAUAUAAAGAUCCUAAGAGUGUGUUUCUCUGGCUGUAAACAGACCAGACAGAAAGCUGUCAGUACCUGCACACCUCACCUCGCUUCUCUGCUCAACUUCUCCUUCGGCUGCUUCUUUGAAAUAAUACAGAACAGAUUUAAUAUGAAAUAUGUAUCAAAUAUGUUGCGCAUUAUUUUAUCGUUAUACUGGCUGACAUGUCAACCGCUCUUUAACCCUGUUCUGUACGGACUGAAAAUAACCAAAAUACGCAUCACAUGUAAAAGUGUUCUGUUUGGUAAAAUGUGA
Sebastes umbrosus (honeycomb rockfish) is the source of this 924-nucleotide messenger RNA. RefSeq names its product olfactory receptor 11A1-like. Gene Ontology annotation, cellular component: membrane. Bases 1 to 924 code for a protein of 307 amino acids. NCBI's taxonomy places the organism in Eukaryota, Metazoa, Chordata, Actinopteri, Perciformes, Sebastidae. Gene Ontology annotation, molecular function: G protein-coupled receptor activity; olfactory receptor activity. Gene Ontology annotation, biological process: G protein-coupled receptor signaling pathway. The record is from RefSeq and is a predicted model, not a curated record. The transcript has a single exon.